Messenger RNA from Colletotrichum lupini, 1761 nucleotides. RefSeq lists its product as uncharacterized. Bases 1 to 1761 code for a protein of 586 amino acids. Lineage: Eukaryota; Fungi; Ascomycota; Sordariomycetes; Glomerellales; Glomerellaceae. The transcript is spliced from 9 exons. The record is from RefSeq and is a predicted model, not a curated record.
AUGAAACUUAUUUCAACGGUCACGCCCUUCCCGGUAGCCCCGGUAGCAUGGACAGAUGGACGAUAUGCCCAAGCCUUGCUAACCGCUCAAUACGAAGUACCUCAGCCCAUGAUAAAUGAGGUCUUGGCGCACUGUCCCUCGAAGCUCAUUUCGUAUCUCCCGAACAGACCGUGCAACGAGUUCGUCCUGAGGUGUUUGGAAAUCAUUAUUGACUGCUGCCAGGAGCCCCAAAAAAUCCGGUUCGUUUCUCGACGAAGAGCCUUCACUCCCACGCUGCGCGGAUUCUUGGCCUUUUCGAUUGCUGGUGAUCUAUCACCUGCGGAAGCCUUUGUCAACAUCACAUCGUGUUGCAAUAUCGGGAUCCCCGGCCAAAGUCCAACUAUGCUUCGUGACUCGACGCACCAACAGGCACCAACAAUAUGCCGAGAGGGCACUAGCACUUGCGACCAAACGGCCUACCGUAGGAGCAUGAAUUCUGUCUCCGCAAGAUACCGAACCCGUGCCUUGUCCGCGAGUUUCUACCAGGCUUGGCAACCGUCUUUCCCAGCCAGCCGAGCCGCGCGAUCGACACGGGGCGAGACUCGUGGGCCGGGAGGACGGCGCGAUGCUAUUCCAAGGCAGGACGGUUUGCUAUGCUGGUCUAGGAAGGUUCAACGACGGGGCUACGGCAUCAUUGCUAGCCACGGACGCUCCGUGUUGACGAAGCUUGCGAAGCUCGUGGAGCUUGAUGAGGCCACUUUGGUCACCUAUUUGUGGCGCCUCUAUUUUCUUUGUCAAGGAAAAGAUUCAAAGAAGUCAACCAUUACAAGGCCGCCUCUAGGAACUGAUUCAUCAACAAAACCACCCUCGUCCAGUGUCGUACGGAAGUUUCAAAUUCAUCAGGCGAAUCUUCCCAAAAACCAGAUCGGUCAACUUUUCCCAGUUUCGGUGCCAUUGGACGUACCGUACCCGCCAACCUUUGGCUCGGAUCAUGAAGCAGUAGCCGGAGCUCAAACACGUUGCAGGUAUCCUAUGGAACACAAUGGCUUCUGUCGAAUUAUUAUGAAGCCAGCUUCCAGCGCAAGUCCAACACCAGAAUUCCCUCCUCCCAUCCCCGGCCAUGACGGAUCGGAUGCGGAGAUAUUAUGGGGCCGUAUUCUGCAUACAAAUCGGAGCCUUCGGAUCUUGCCCCCUUUUUUCCCGGGACCCGAGUCCGAGCAUCGAGAUCAACAAUAUUGGACCGCCGCAAUUUCGCGCUUGCCAGUCAGCCGGAGCGGUCAAGAGGCCCUUCGGCUAUGCAAAGCAAAGUCAAGGCCGACGAGCCCAGCCAAGACUUGCGAAGUGCCGCAUUCCCAUCGGGUGAGGAAGCGUUCCUUCCAACAACUGAGGUGGAUGACACACUUCCAAAAUGCUGAGUUCCCACGCAAGAUGCAGGGGCAUCCACACCCGUCCAACAUCUGUGGGAGGAAAGCGUGUGUGUGUACGGAUGCCUACUCGCCUUCGCAAGGGAUGGAUGGGACGGGAGGCGAGUGCUCCCUCCCGCCUCUGCACACCUUUGAUGUUAUAGGAUUGCAAAACAUGACAGCAGAACACGAAAGCCAAAACAAUGCCUUUUGCUCCCGCGUCAUCCGACCUUUCAAUGCGACGCAAGAGCUCUCAACGUUGAGGUUGUCCCUGCAGGUGGAGACAAUUGAGAGAACGCUAUCAGGGUACAGGGAAGGUUCGCCGCCCCCCCUUCAUCCAAAUUGUCCGAUGAUUUUCAGGUUUAUCUUUGACGGAUAG